AUGUUUACAUCAAGCGGUCUACAGCCAUCCAAUCAUACAUUGAGGGUUGUGGAUAGGGAUCGGUUAGUGACCCAACGUGUAAGAGUUAUACCUGACGAGAAGCUAAUAUUUAAGACAACAGAAACAGCCAAGCCUCAACAAAAUUUGUUGAACAAUUUUUCUGAUUUAUCAACUGAUUUUGAUAUCAUUCAAAAUUCAAACAGCGGUGAUCUUCUUGACUUGGGUAAUAGUCAAAUGUCAACAUUCUUUCGUGAAUUUUCAGAAAAUCAAAAAACAUUGUGCAAAGAAGAAAAAAAAACAGCUUCUACUAACUAUAAGACUAUAAAUGGGUUAGGAUUUUACUAUUGUGAUUCAUGUCCAUUUCUUUGUUUAAAUGACAAAAUUAUUUUGGAUCAUAAUGAAAAAAAUCAUCAUUUCUAUCAUAGUUCACUUAAAUCUUCACAAAGAAUAAAAUGUAUUGGAUGUGAUAACAUAUUUUAUUCAGUAAAUGUUCUUCGAUGCCAUUUGAUUGAAGACCAUGCUGUCGUGUCUGAUGAAGUUGAUGGAUUAGUUCAACUUGUAAUUGAAGCUCAUAAUGAAGAUGUUUUAUACAAAAAUAAUAAUGAAAUAUCUCAAACUGAAAACAAUAUUUCAGCAAAUUUUAAUGAUACAAUACUGGAUACUUCUGAGUUUGGUCAUAAAUUACAUUUCAUUGACACUCAAAACACAGGUAACAUUUGUAUUUUAUUACUUAAAAUUAAAUUAGUAAAAAUGCUCACUUUAUACUCAUUUACAAGCUUUAAUUAUUUUUAA
This is a messenger RNA of Macrosiphum euphorbiae (potato aphid), 792 nucleotides long. The record is from the annotation of a GenBank genome assembly. Lineage: Eukaryota; Metazoa; Arthropoda; Insecta; Hemiptera; Aphididae.